Messenger RNA from Pogonomyrmex barbatus (red harvester ant), 1913 nucleotides. RefSeq names its product TBC1 domain family member 13. NCBI's taxonomy places the organism in Eukaryota, Metazoa, Arthropoda, Insecta, Hymenoptera, Formicidae. Gene Ontology annotation, biological process: intracellular protein transport; activation of GTPase activity. Gene Ontology annotation, molecular function: GTPase activator activity. The record is from RefSeq and is a predicted model, not a curated record.
GAUCCCACGCCGCUGGACCCCCGCUUCCCGUGUCACAUGUGCCACGCGCGAAGAAAAUGAGCAUCCUGCGAAAGAGAUUGAGCGAGUUCGAUGAUAUUCUCGACGCGGACGAGAUAGAUACGGCCAGCCUCAGUAAAAUAUGUUUCCACGGCAUACCCGACGAGCCUGGCGGGCUAAGGCCCCUGUGUUGGAAGCUGUUGCUGAACUAUCUACCAUCGACCAAAUCCAGCUGGUUAGAAACUCUAAAGCGCAAGAGAGAAUUAUACAAUACCUUUAUUGAAGAUCUCAUUGUUAUGCCUGGAGAAUCAAAUUCCGAUGAUAAGGAGAGAGUUGAUGUAACGUUACAUGAUCAUCCUCUGAAUUUAAAUCCGGAUAGCAAGUGGCAAACGUACUUUAAAGAUAAUGAAGUUCUACUUCAGAUUGAUAAAGACGUUAGGCGACUUUGUCCAGAUAUAUCAUUUUUUCAACAAGGCACUGAUUAUCCAUGCCAAAAAAUAGUGAAUGCCAAUGGUCAGCAGCGCCUACAUCACAGAGUUCAGCAUACAGUACUGAAAAGUGCAAAUGUCGAAAGAAAGGGUUUAGGAGUGACCAAGCAGAUAGCGGUUUCUGUCAGAAAAGCCACGGAAGAUUACGCACCAUUGGCUGAAGGUGGUGAAGCACACUGGGAAGUUUUAGAAAGAAUACUUUUUUUAUAUGCCAAAUUGAAUCCCGGCCAAGGUUACGUACAGGGUAUGAAUGAAAUUGUUGGACCUAUAUAUCACGCAUUCGCUUGCGAUCCGGAUCCUACAUGGCGAAAACACGCUGAGGCAGAUACAUUUUUCUGUUUUACUAAUCUUAUGGGCGAAAUACGAGAUUUCUUUAUAAAGACGCUAGAUGAAGCUGAAUUUGGAAUUAAUUCAAUGAUGAGUAAAUUGACUAAUCAAGUUCGAGCCAAUGAUCCUGAAGUUUGGUUACGUCUGCAUCAACAAGAGCUAUGCCCACAAUAUUAUAGCUUUAGAUGGUUGACGCUCCUUCUUUCCCAAGAGUUUCCCCUGCCGGAUGUUAUGAGGAUAUGGGAUUCCUUGUUCGCUGAUGAGAAUAGAUUCAGUUUUCUCAUACAUAUCUGCUGUGCCAUGAUCCUAUUAUUAAGGGAUCAGUUAUUGGCCGGCGACUUUGCUACGAAUGUUAAACUCUUACAGAAUUUUCCAUCGAUGGAUAUCCAGAUUGUGCUCUCUAAAGCCGCUGCUCUGGCAGGCAAGACUUUAUAACUUUCUUAAUGAUUAAACUACGGACAACAUAAUUUCUCGGUAUGUCGAAUAUCACAGUCUUCUUUCUCUCCCGAGUUGUCGCGACAUAUCGUAAAAUAUAAUUUUAUAUAUCAUCGUGAAUAUGCGUCAUUGAGGAGAGAUGCAAUAAAAUAUCAAUUAUAAUAUAAUAUCAUCAUGCAAAUGUUCAACUCAGCUGAUUAUCUCAUACACGCACACACAAAUGAUCUUAUAUCAAAUAUUUAACAAUUGUAUAUAUGAUACAACACUGUUGUAGAUAAUACUGAAAUAUAUAUACAGCAUUUUGCCACAUGUUAAGUUUUUUGAUAUAAAGUGUGCUUGUAUAUACAUAAUUGUGUUAAACUAGAGUUUAACAAGGCUGAGAAUGUCAAAUUGUAAAUUUAUAUAAGAGAUACAAUAAUAAGUGACAAAUAAUGAUAAAAUGAAAAUUAAGUGCAAAAGGGAAAUCUUUUUUUAAGCUUUCCCGAUUGUCCGAUACAUGAAUUUUGCAAUAAUCGAAUCGCAAUAGAUUAGUAUCGUUUAUAUAUACACGCCAUAAUAAUUGCACGAUAUGUUAAGAAGAGAAAUUACAUUUUGUAAUCUUAUUUUUGUAAUAAAACGCGCGUUCGAACUAUGUUUAUAAAAUAAAGGGAAACGUUAUCAGUUCUC